CGCCUGAACCAGCAGAGCUGUCAGAAGUUGUUAGACCCCCCUGUCAUUGAUGUGUUAUGUACCCCAACUACAGCUAGGAGACAGUGUGUUGGUCAUGUGAUGUGUGAGCUCUCCUCUGUGUGCGUGGAGAACAGGGAACAGAGCAGAGGUAGGACUGCACAGAGUUAAAACAGACAGGUAGGAGUAUUAGCCGUGUGACCAAACGGGAUUACAGGUAGAUUUCUCAGGUGUGAAUGAUAUGCCUGUGUUUUACAAAAUGAGGAGCCUUCGGAUUACAAGUCAACUUUACACAUAAUUUCCUUACAAAAAUCUCAGCAAUUAUUAAAGGAACAAACACUGAUUGCAUAAAGAAAAACAUCGCAGCCCAUCAAAGGAUAUUUACAUAAAGGGUGUGAUUUUUGUCAUUCGAAAGGUGAACUCUCCAGAAAGGAGGAGUGAAUGUUGAAGGUUCAGCAGGAAGACUUCUUGAGGAUGUGUAUCUGAAUUUUAUGUAAAGAAAUUCAACGAUGGAUUCUCUUGUCCACAUUAUUCUUGUCUUGACUGCAGUUUUCUGCAGUCUGUGUGAUGGGGUCAUAUAUUAUCGUAUAAAGGAAGAACGCGACCCAAUGGUGCUUUUGGGAAAUGUUGGUGCGGAUGCAAACAUAACGGACACAGCAUCGACAACUUUCAGAUUUGUGGAGACUGGAAGUCAACAUUUUGAAAAAUUUGAUAUUAAUAGUCAAACUGGAAGUCUGAGUACAAUAGCUAAGUUAGACAGAGAAGAGCUAUGUCGCUUCAAUAAAACAUGCGAGUUAAAGCUCCGUAUAGCUGCUGUAACUACAGGAAAUACAAAAGUGGAAUGGUUAGAAGUUAGAGUAAUUGUUGACGAUAUUAACGAUAACGCUCCGACCUUCAAACAGCCAUUGAUGACCUUGGAUAUUUCUGAAGGAUCGCAGAGUGGUAACACGUUUCCAAUUGUUGGGGCAACAGAUGAAGAUAUGGUUGGUAACAAUUCUCUCCGCGGAUACCAACUCAGUACUCCUAGCAACACUUUUCGAUUAGUUGUAGGUGACGAAAAACCUGACGGAAAUCUAGAUGUGAGUUUACAAUUGAUUGAAGUUCUCGAUCGAGAAAUCAAAGAUUAUUACCAGAUUUAUGUGAUAGCAAAGGACGGUGAUACUCCUCCACGAACUGGAAUGUUAACAGUUGAUAUCAGGGUCACUGACAUUAACGAUAACAAACCUCAGUUUACUAAAACUCGUUAUGAGGUAAAGGUCGAUGAGGACAUUACUGUUGGCUCGAACAUCCUGCAAAUUAAGGCUACAGACAAAGAUAUCGGCCAGAAUGGGGAAGUGCGAUACCGCUUUAGUGAUCGUGUAGGGACGGACAUCACUGCAUAUUUCAGUAUCGAUGAACGAUCAGGCAACAUCAGUCUCGUAAAGAAGCUUGAAUAUGUACAGGGAGGUAGUUACACAUUUAUUGUUGUGGCCUUUGACCAGGGAAGUCCCCCAAAUGACAACCAGUCAGUUGUCACAGUUACUGUAGAAGAUAAAAAUAACAAUUCUCCUGAUAUCAGUAUCAAUUAUUUGACUCCAAAGGAUGGAGAGGUUAUGGAGAAUUCAGCAGUAAAUACGCCCAUUGCUCACAUCCAGGCAUUGGAUGGAGAUGUCGGUAAAAAUGGAGAGGUCACAUGCUCAAUUGACAAUUCGCUAUUUCGCAUGAACCCGAUGGGUGGCAAUGAGUUCAUCAUUGUAGUGAAUGGUCUACUGGAUCGUGAGGACCAGAUUGAACAUGUUAUUACUAUUUUCUGUCAUGAUGGUGGGGUACCCUCACUUAACAGUAGUAUCACUUUUGGUAUGCAAGUCACAGAUGAAAACGAUAAUCCGCCUGAGUUUAUGAACCGCGUGUACAAUACAAAAUUGACAGAGAACACGCCCGCCCCUGUCCUCAUAACGAAGGUCAGCGCUAUGGAUUCUGACCAAGAAAUGAAUGCAAGGGUCACAUACAGCCUCCCCGAAGAUACACACUCUCUGUUUUCCAUAGGACCACAGUCUGGUAUCAUUGAGUCUCGUGUAGCAUUUGAUCGUGAGACAGUAGAUCGACUUGAAUUUCUUGUGUUUGCAGAGGACAAUGGCUUAACAAAAAAAUUCACAGCUACCGCUACAAUCAUUCUCACUAUCACAGAUCAAAACGACAUCACACCAAAGUUCACACAAGAAGUGUACGAGUUUGAUGUUUACGAAAAAUUUCUGGGAUUUUUCGGAAAUGUAACAGCGACUGAUGAUGAUCUUGGUGACAAUGGAGAGAUUUCCUAUAUUAUACCUCCAGAAUACAUCACAACGCCUUUUUCCAUUUCAAAGAGAACUGGGAGACUGGGAACGUACCGUGAAAUGGACAGAGAGAAGGAAGAUGAGUACCACUUUCAAAUCAUUGCAAGGGACAAUGGUUCCAACUCUCGUGAGAGUACGGCACAAGUGAUUGUGCGAGUCAAGGAUCUGAACGAUAAUGCACCCGUUAUGAUUUUCCCAAAUGAGACAAAUAGUUCUAUCCUGCUAUCAUACCGAGCAGAACCAGAAUCUCUUGUUACAACUAUUGUAGCCGAAGAUGCAGACAUUGGUGAAAAUGCAGAAAUAAAUUUCAUCAUUAUAAGUGGUGAUGAUAAUGGAUUAUUCAAACUUGAUCGUUAUUCUGGAGAGAUACUGUUAAGGAGAGAAAUCAAGCUUUACGAAAUAAAAAUGUAUACACUAGACAUUUCCUUGGAGGAUAACGGAAUGCCGAGACAGAGCACGCGUUACUAUAUCAACAUACAGGUUCAGUUCGUCAACAGUACUGUCAUAUCAGAGGAAGUAGUUGUAACUAGUGGCAACAUUCUCAUCGCAAUAGCAAUAGCCUGUAUCACUUUUGUACUCUCGACAGCAAUCAUUAUUUCGAUUUGCAUCAUUCGAAGGAUUGAUAUGAAAAAGCGUAAUUAUAAUUCGAAAAGUGCUGAAGAAAUGAAGAUCAUCCAGACAAUUGGUCGUGGAAGUAAUCGGUCUUCGUCAUCCAAAGGUUCUCGAGACGAGUUUCUACCUCCACACCAUAUCAUGAGUAAAUCAAACAGGAAGGAAGUCAGCUUUUCAUUGGAUGAUGAGCAGGAUAGUGGUUUCACCUUUGCCCCGAGUCUGGCCUCCUCUGUCCCUCCCAGUCUCACCUCAUCAGGAAUGGUCACCUUCAAAGCGGGUGGCUCUAUGAUGGAUGACCCCUCCAACAAACAGCUUGCUCCUCAUCAGAAUACCAAUCAUAGUAGGGAGGGCAGUACAGCAUCUGACAGUAAACAAAAGCAGGUACAUCGCAUGGCUUCUCUUCGUGUCCAACAACAGCUCCUUAUGUCUCAGGACGGUGGGGGACAGUCUGUAUGGAGGAAACACCCACAGAAUUCAGAGAUGAAACAGCUGUCAGUGCCUCAUUCUCACAAGGAUAGCCAUCAUGACGAUAACCGUAGUGACCUCUCCGGAGAAUCUACAACCAGUGAUAGUGGCCGUGGUGGCAGUGAGGAGGACCUUCGCAAUGCGGGACUCUCACACCCACCUGAGCUAGACCACAGUGGAGAUUCACGACAUUUCUCUACCACUGAUAGCAGUGGAGUUUCUUCUCUUUCUUAUAAUUCAAGUGCUGUAAAUGCUGGAAGACCAAUGUUUUCCACAUUUGGACAUUCUAACAAUGACACAUUUCCGCGGAAUUCCCACAGGAAUCCCGUUGCCCAAGGUGGGCGCAGUAACUCUCGGCCUCCUCGCCAGGGUCACCGUGUUCAAAGGCUGCAAUCUGACAACUAUUCCCCCCAUCAUAAACAAUUUGUUGACAUUCCAAGGGCGCCGUCAGCUGAUCUGCGCUCGAGCAGAUGUUCAGUGAACAGUGAUAGAAACCAAAGAACAAACCGUCUUCAUAGUGUCACACCUACAUUUGAUGACACGCUAAGCGAGAGCUGUGCAACAACAAAUCGUGAUGACGAUGAUGUGACAACAACAUCGGGGAGCUAUACUGUGAAUGCUGAUGAACUGUGUAAUGAAAUUGAUGAACUCUUCUUGAAAUCUGACACAGUUGUAUGAUAUUUUGUGAUAUAUGGUAUACCUAGGUAUAUGAAAUUGAGCAUUGAAAGUGGAUUGAAAAGAAAAAUGGGAGAAAGUAUAAGAAAGAGAGAAAGAAUGAAUACAGAGUCUGAGAAUAUGAAAAGACUGAGAAAAUGAAUGCUUCAGUGCUUAGUAUAAUGUUCUUGCCAGAUGUUUGAUAUAGAGGUGUUGUAUUGAAAUGAAAGUUGACUUAUAUUAAGGAUAUAUCCUACCUUGAUGUGUUCUUCACUUAAUUUUAAAAAGAGUUUGACACAACCAAAUUCUGAAAAUUUCUUGGAUGAUUGGCAGUUAGGACUUAGUAAAUUAAUAGCAGAUUUCAAGACCAUACAAAUAGGAUGUAACAACUAGGUUAUCCUGAAUAAUUAUAAUUUUACGAAACAUCGCUGUGUAAAUCUUCAAUCACAUUAAAGUCUUUAAGGGAGGAUAUAUCCUUAAUGUUUGUAACUCUGUAUUAAGAGUAAAUUUAACAUUUCAGUCUUGGAAUUUAUCAAAAUUUCGUUUUUUGUUAUCAGUCAGUUUUUCUCAAUGCAAGAAGCUGACAGCCUAUGAAAUACGAUUGAUAGGUUUCCAGAGACUGAAAUAUUUCAUCUGACUGAAUUAUGUUAACACAAUUCCUUUAUCAACAUAGUGACCCCACUGCCAAAGAUUUGUAGUCAUUUUUAAUCUUCAUAAUGUCACAUAGCUUCACACACAAAAAAAGUCACAUGAUACAAUUCUCUAAACUAAUCAUCAUUGCACAUGGCUACAUCACAGGAUUUCUCACAGGAAAAGGUUAUAAAACCACCUGGACUGGAGAAGGCUUGUAAUUUCUGUGUUCCUCAUGGAAAUAAAUCACACUCAAGUAGUUACUAUUAUAACAGCUACAAAGUUUAGAGUAAUUCAGUAUCAUUUCAUGAAUUUCAUCAUCUUUUGAAAAUAUUUCGCUGUAAAAUCUGAUAGUUUCUUGAGACUCGUGUGUCUGUGGUUUUUAAAAAAAAAUACCAUCUUGUUGGACUCUUGAUUUCAUGAAUCGAUAUAGCUCAGUAAGUUUACUUUUACAUACGUGACCAGUGUGUGGAUAUGUGGAUUUGUGGAUUAAAAAAACAGUACACAAUAAUCAAUGAUUUUAUAGUAUUUAAUUCUGCCUAAAACCUACAUCAUUGUUACUAUAUAUGCAAUCCUUAAUAUUUCUUCAUAUGUAUGUGUAUGUUUUGUAAGACAAACAUAUAUUGGGUAUUUAAUUUCCACCCAAGCCAAAAGUGCACAGUUUUCUUUUUAAUACUGUUUGCAUGCUUUUAUAUAAUGCAACUUUGAAGCUGUAGUAAAGAAAGAAUCCCAACUUGUUUUUUAUGGUAAGAAUACUAUCAUAGAUAGAUGAACAAAAAGAGUCUGUUUAAUGUCUGAAAUAUGUUCAGUGCAAUAUUAUGUGUAAAUGUUGAGAGUGUGCUUUUGACGGUAAUACUGUCUUAAUUGUACUAUAAAAAAUCACAGUUUAUAAAGUACAAUUGUAUGUUAGUUCAGAGGAAUUUUUUUCUGUUUCCAAAAUGAAGCAGACAUUUUUACAUGGGUUCAUGGGAACUCGACUCUGUUGCCGUGGUUAUGUGCUGUUGUUGGUGUGUCAAAAAAUUAUGAUUCAUGUUUUGUUUUGUCUGAUGUUAUAAGUAUUACAGAAAUUGUAAAUUGACCAAAAUAUGAAAUAUACUUGAAA
Messenger RNA from Ylistrum balloti, 5772 nucleotides. Its product is annotated as protocadherin-11 X-linked-like. The coding region runs from base 507 to 4064 and encodes 1185 amino acids. The transcript is spliced from 5 exons. Lineage: Eukaryota; Metazoa; Mollusca; Bivalvia; Pectinida; Pectinidae. The record is from RefSeq and is a predicted model, not a curated record. Gene Ontology annotation, molecular function: calcium ion binding. Gene Ontology annotation, biological process: homophilic cell-cell adhesion. Gene Ontology annotation, cellular component: plasma membrane.